Molecule: messenger RNA, 2787 nt
Organism: Cucumis sativus (cucumber)
Lineage: Eukaryota; Viridiplantae; Streptophyta; Magnoliopsida; Cucurbitales; Cucurbitaceae
Product: DELLA protein GAIP-B
Exons: 1
Coding region: 440-2200 (586 amino acids)
Biological process (GO): regulation of seed dormancy process; regulation of DNA-templated transcription; salicylic acid mediated signaling pathway
Cellular component (GO): nucleus
Molecular function (GO): DNA-binding transcription factor activity; sequence-specific DNA binding
Source: RefSeq, a predicted model, not a curated record
AAUGGUAUUAUUUUUCAUUCCUCCCUCCCCCGAAAUUUAGGAAUAAUUUAAUUGUUUUAGAAAGAAAGAAAGAAAGAAAGAAAGAAAAAGAAAUAGCUGGGCGAGGAUUGCAAGGCUAAACGUCGUAUAUUAACGACGUCGAAUGGACGGCUGGUUUAAGUGGGGGUGUGGUUCGUCUUAAGAUUAACGGACGUUAGAAAUGACGUUGACGGGGGGAAGGGACUGUUUGGGUCAAUUGGUCUCCUUCUUGUUAUGUAGGGCAGAACAGGCCGGGAGAAGGUGAUUCAAUCAUUUCAGAAGAUGCCGGUUCACACCAUUUUUCAUUUUCUAAGUUUUUGAUUCUCUUUCCCUUCUCUUCUCCUUCACCCAUUUUUCUACCCACUCUCUACCGCCUUAAACAACCCCCUUUUUUCCUUUUCCGCCGCUGUUGUGCAUCAAGAUGAAGAGGGAGCAUCACCAUCUUCAUCCACGUCCGGAGCCGCCUUCCAUGGCUGUCGUCCCUAAUGGGGAGAGUUUUUUGAAUACCGGUAAGGCUAAGCUCUGGGAAGAGGAAGCCCAGCUCGAUGGAGGAAUGGAUGAGCUUCUUGCUGUUUUGGGUUAUAAGGUUAAGUCCUCGGACAUGGCGGAUGUUGCUCAGAAGCUUGAACAACUUGAAGAAGCUAUGUGUCAAGUUCAGGAUACUGGUCUUUCUCAUCUUGCUUUUGAUACUGUUCAUUAUAAUCCUUCUGAUCUGUCUACUUGGCUUGAAAGUAUGCUCACCGAGCUCCAUCCGAUGCCUAAUUUUGCGACGCCGCCACCUCCUUCGCAGCUGGACGAUCCUUCGUUUUUAGCUCCGGCGGAAUCCUCCACCAUCACUUCCAUUGAUUAUGACCCUCAGCGGCAAACUAGCAGCCGGAUUUUCGAGGAAUCUUCUAGUUCUGAUUACGACCUUAAAGCUAUCACGAGCAGUGCGAUUUAUUCACCGAGAGAGAAUAAACGUUUGAAAUCUUCCGAGUCGGACUCAGAUGUGUUCUCUACCUCGGCGAUUAGGGCUUCCGAUUCUGUAACUCGUCCUGUCGUCCUCGUCGAUUCGCAGGAGAACGGAAUUCAACUGGUCCAUGCGUUGAUGGCUUGCGCCGAAGCCGUACAGCAGAACAAUCUGAAUAUAGCGGAGGCUCUGGUGAAGCGAAUCGGUUACUUGGCGGUUUCUCAAGCAGGAGCGAUGAGGAAGGUCGCCACGUUCUUCGCUGAAGCGUUGGCUCGCCGAAUCUACAGGCUCUGCCCUGAGAAUCCCCUCGAUCAUUCAGUGUCCGAUAGGCUUCAGAUGCAUUUCUACGAGAGCUGUCCCUAUCUGAAAUUCGCGCAUUUCACCGCGAAUCAAGCGAUUCUCGAAGCUUUCGAAGGGAAGAAACGUGUUCACGUAAUCGAUUUCUCGAUGAACCGAGGGAUGCAAUGGCCAGCUCUGAUUCAAGCCCUAGCUCUACGGCCGAACGGUCCUCCAGCCUUCCGCCUCACCGGGAUUGGUCCUCCGGCGCCGGAUAACUCAGAUUACCUCCAAGAAGUAGGCUGGAAACUGGCUGAAUUAGCCGAAGCUAUCCAUGUGGACUUCGAAUACAGAGGAUUUGUGGCGAAUAGUUUAGCAGAUCUAGACGCGUCGAUGCUGGAGCUCCGACCGAGCGAGGUUGAAUCGGUGGUGGUGAACUCAGUAUUCGAGUUACAUAAGCUCCUGGCUCGGCCUGGUGCCCUGGAAAAGGUUCUGUCGGUGGUGAAACAGAUGAAGCCGGAGAUCAUGACGGUGGUGGAGCAAGAAGCGAAUCACAACGGUCCGGUAUUCGUGGACCGGUUCACUGAGUCACUCCAUUACUACUCAACGCUUUUUGACUCGUUGGAAGGCUCCCCCAACAACCAGGAUAAAAUCAUGUCCGAAAUGUACCUUGGAAAGCAAAUUUGCAACGUCGUGGCUUGUGAAGGUGCCGACCGUGUCGAACGCCACGAGACCUUAACUCAGUGGCAAACUCGGUUAUCCUCCGCCGGGUUCGAACCCAUCCACCUCGGCUCAAACGCAUUCAAACAAGCAAGCAUGCUCCUCGCCCUAUUCGGCAGUGGAGAGGGGUACCGGGUGGAAGAGAACAACGGAUCACUAAUGCUAGGAUGGCACACUCGCCCACUCAUAGCCACCUCCGCUUGGAAAAUCGGCAACAACCCGGUGGUCGCUAAGUGAGUCAAAAAUCCCACCAGGACGAUCCGGGUUAACUCAGUGAACUGAGGUCGAGUCAAAAUUCACCUCUUUUUUACCUCACAACACCCGAAUGAAACAGUGAAUGGCAAUAACAAAGGAGAAAUCUUAUCUCACUGUCUGUCACCUUGACAGGGUGACCCACCACUAGCAAAUGUGCCUUUCACCCUCACCUUUCACUUUUGCCUGUCACUCUUUUUUUUUUUUUUCUCUUUCCUUUUUUUGGUGGAUAUCCCAGGGCUCUUUUGUAAUUUUCAAUGGUAAAUUUCAAAAAAAAAAAGAAGAAGAAGAAGAAGAAGAAAUUAUGUAUUUAUUUAUGUUUAUUCAACACUACUAUAUAUAUAUAUAUAUCUAUAUAUAUGUGUGUGUUAUUAUUAUGUGGAAUUUAAUUAGAUUAUUAGUAAUAAAAGGCAAAAGGGUAAGGUGAAAAAAAAAAGUUGAGAAAUUUGGAGUGACAAAGAGGGUAUUUUGAAUUAGUGAUUCAAUGAUGUAAAAGGAAGGCAGAGAAGAGGUCGUUCAAUAAUCUCAGCUUUUUUCUUUAUCUAUUAUUACAAACACUCAGUUUCUUUCUA